CCUCCCGCCCGCAUCAUGAAGGUACUCCGGCGGGCUUGGCGGCACCGGGUGGUGCUGGCCCUGAGCGGCCUGGCGUUUUGCAGCACCACGCUGUUGUAUUUGGCGCGCUGUGCAUCCGAGGGCGAGACGCCCGCAGCCGCCGGAGCCGCUCAGCCCCGCGCUAAGGCCUUCCUGGCGGUGCUAGUGGCUAGUGCGCCCCGCGCGGUGGAGCGUCGCAGCGCGGUGCGCAGCACGUGGCUGGCACCGGGUAGGCGCGGCGGCCCCAAGGACGUGUGGGCGCGCUUUGCUGUGGGCACCAGCGGCCUGGGCUCAGAGGAGCGGCGCACGCUGGAGCUCGAGCAAGCACAGCACGGGGACCUGCUGCUGCUGCCCUCCCUGCGCGACGCCUACGAGAACCUCACGGCCAAGGUCCUGGCCAUGUUGACUUGGCUGGACGAGCACGUAGACUUCGAGUUCGUGCUCAAGGCGGAUGACGACACCUUUGCGCGCCUGGACGCCCUGCUGGCGGAGCUACGCGCACGUGAGCCUGCACGCCGCCGUCGCCUCUACUGGGGCUUCUUUUCUGGGCGCGGGCGAGUCAAGCCCGGAGGUCGCUGGCGAGAAGCUGCCUGGCAACUCUGCGACUACUACCUGCCCUAUGCUCUGGGCGGUGGGUACAUCCUGUCUUCGGACCUGGUGCAUUACCUGCGUCUCAGCCGGGAAUACCUGCGUGCAUGGCACAGUGAAGAUGUAUCGCUGGGUGCCUGGCUGGCACCCGUGGAUGUGCAGCGGGAACACGACCCGCGCUUCGACACAGAGUACAAAUCACGGGGCUGCAGCAAUCAGUACCUGGUGACACACAAACAGAGCCCGGAGGACAUGCUGGAGAAGCAACAGAUGCUGCUUCAUGAGGGCCGAUUGUGCAAGCAAGAGGUGCAAUUGCGCCUCUCCUAUGUCUAUGAUUGGUCAGCGCCACCCUCCCAGUGCUGCCAGCGCAAGGAGGGCGUUCCCUGAUGUCAUUGCAUGUGCUAGGGCCUCUCCGGACCCAGGUCAAGCUGCCUGGACAAUCUGGCCAAUUGUCUGGGGUGAGCCUGGUUUAUACAAUUACUGUUGAGGCCUUGGGACCUCAGUUCAUUUACUGAUGGCCAGAGGCAGCUAACAACAUCUAGUCCUAGUCCAUUCCUUGGAGAGUGUGCUUCAUUCGUGGUCUGUGUAAGGCCUGCCCAGGGGGCAUCUUGUAUGGGUUUGUAUGUUGCAUCUGCACCCACACACACACACACACCUCCAGCCAGUGUAAUGCCACCUAUCAGCCGUCUGGGGUGUGAGGGCAGGGGGCCUUCUCCCUUGAUGAGUUUAUAGUACUGCAUUCUGUCCCUACUUGCGCUGUACAGCUCACUGCGCUGUCCGCAGACUGUUGGAUUCAUCUGUGUAUUGCCAUCAAAGUGUUACUUGCCAAAAUUGUCAUUGUUUGGACAAAGUUCCGCUCUGUUGUGUCUCCCAUUUUUAUCCUUUGUCAUGUACAAGUCUGAGAUUUGACUUGAUUUUCAAGUCAGCUAGCUUAGAGAGUAUUUUGUCUCUGAAGAUAGUUUGGUUAAAUGUAAUUCAGUUUGCUUGAAAACUAUUUAUAAAUAUUGUAAAUUUGUGUAGAUAAGAAUUUUAAGUUAAAAGCUUAACUUGUGGUGCACAACUUUAAUCCUAGCACUCGGGAGGCAGAGGCAGGCGGGUCUCUGAGUUCAAGGCCAGCCUGCUCUACAGAGAGAGUUCCAGGACAGCCAGGGCUACACAGAAAAACCCUGUCUCAACCUCCACACCACUCAAAAAAAUAAUUUGAGUAUGUGCAAGUCUUAAUUUUUUUAAGUUUUUAAGAAAAAUACUUUAAUGUCAAAACUUGUAUCUGUGUAUUAAUCUAUUGACACCCUGAGUGGCCAACCAAUUGCUGGGCAUAUUUAAAACAUAGAAAGUUAUUUCAACUGUCCAUUUCUCUUUCAGGUCUCCUAAUAAGUCCCUUUGUUUUUGUUUUUUUCUGAAUAGACCACUUUUAAGGCUUUUCAGAGAGCAUGAGCCUAUGACUUUAAGGCACUCGGCAACUAGGAUGUCCACACAAAGUUUGUCUUUCAAAUAUGUUUGGUUUAUUCACACAAACAUUCCUAACAAUAUGUCAAUAUAUAAGUUAAGCAGAUGUCUCAGCUGGGUAGUGGUGCAUGUGUCUUUAAUCCCAGCACUUAGAAGGAAGAAGCAGGUGGAUCUCUGGAAGUUCAAGGCCAAUUUGGUCUGCCUAUUGAGGAAACCUGUCUCAAAAAAGAAAAGAAAAAGAAAAACCCAGACGUCUCACCAAGCUGGGACCAGUUGUUUGGGUAGAAAUGCUGCUGCAGGUUCCACUGAGGAAAAGCGUGCGUGCUUGACUGCUGCCCACUGUGCCGUCCCGUCCUUCAGUUGUGGUAGACUGAGAGGAUGGCACCAGUCAAAGUCCAGGAGAUCCUUGAGAGCGUAGGCCGAUGGCCAGCACUAACAGGCAGGCUUGAGGGGCCAAGCAUCAGUGGUCACUGAGGCCAGGAACACAAAGAGAAUCUCGAGUCCUCUUGGUGUCAACACAAACUAUAGAAGCCUUGUCACAGGAACAGUGCGAUCCUAGAGACCGUUUCCAGACUUCUGAUUUGUGUAUCAUUUCACUGGGUAGCCACUUUGGACUAAGGGGUCAUUGGCAUGCCAUCCCCACCUUGGGGUUAGCUUAUUAGCAUAUCACGACCUGUCCUGAAUUAGGCUUGUAUGUCGGCUGUCGGGGGGCUUGCUUCUGAGGCCUGGCUCUUAGCAAAGCUAUCUGGUGGCAAACUCAAACAUAUUAUUUCAAGCUCCUAUCUUUAUAGUAUGGGAUCAAGUUUUGUGGCCUGUAAGGGUCAGAUUAGGAGGCCUAAUACACUUUCUGUAGGCUCCUGAAGAAGGGAUGAGCUGGCCUGUCUAGACAUUGUUCUUACAUCGAGUCUGUGAGAUGCAAUGGGGCUUAAAGGGGUCAUGCCCUCUGUGGCAGCAUGAAUAAGAAUGACCCACAUAGGUCCACAGGGAGUGGCACUAUGAGGAGGCGUGGCCUUGUUGGAGAAGGUAUGGCUUUGUUGGAGGAGGUGUGUCACUGGGGGGAGGACUUUGAGACUUCAGGAGCUCAAGCCAGUUCACUUCCUGCUGCCUGCAGAUCAAGAUGUAGAACUCAGCUACCUCUCCAGCACCGUGUCUGCCUGCAUGCCACCAUGCUUCCUGUCAUGAUGACAAUGGACUAAACCUCUUAACUGUAAGCCAGCUCCAAUUAAAUGUUUUCCUUUAUAAGAGUUGCUGUGGCCAUGAUGUCUCUUCACAGCAGUAAAACCCCUAAGACAUCCUUACAAGACUGGUGGCUUCCUAGAGAUGUUGAUAGCAGGACCAAGAUUCAUACCAACCAUUUUCUCAUGGGAUGUUUCACCUGAACUUGGAAUUGCUUGAGGAUUGGUUAAAUCUCUGUCCUUCAGAUGAAGAGAUGAGCUUGAAGGGCCAUGAAGAGACUGAACAACACAGAGGGCCAUGUGGCCAUAGGCAGCCAGGACCCAAGUUAAGUGCUCUAGAUGACUGCACAGAAAACAUGGCACAGAUCCCAAAAUAAAGGGUAAAAAGUCUAUAGACAUCCACAAUUUAUGUAGGCUCUAGAGAUGAUUCAGUCAAUAAAGUGUUUGCCACAUAAUUAUGAAAACCAGAGUUUGACCUCUACCCCUGGCACUCACGUAAAAAGCCAGGUGUAACCGUGGGCUUGUAACCCAAUAUGAGGGGAGGCAGAAAUAAGAAUCUUCCUGAGUCUUACUGGCCAGCCAGGCUACAAGUGAUCCCUAAGUACCAGUAUCAGACCCUCUCUCAAAACCAAAACAAGGUAGGCAGCUCCUGAGAAAUACUCAAAGUUGACCUCUCUAGGCUCCAUGCAUAUGUGCACACACAAUUUUUUGCUAACUUCAGGGUGUUGUGUGAUACUAGUCCGGGAAGACAGACAUCACCUGUUACACCAUGUCCAUUACGCACCACGAGGAAACAUGAAAGAGAGAUGGGCUCAUGAAACAGCAAAGCCUUUAAUAAAUAUCCACACAAGUGUGGUCGCUGAUCGAUCAGGGCGGCAGGACAAGGACUCUUGUUUCUCCUGGAAGCCCUGGA
Chionomys nivalis (European snow vole) is the source of this 4140-nucleotide messenger RNA. It is a transcript of the gene B3galt6, whose product is annotated as beta-1,3-galactosyltransferase 6. The coding region runs from base 16 to 993 and encodes 325 amino acids. The transcript has a single exon. Gene Ontology annotation, cellular component: membrane. Gene Ontology annotation, biological process: glycosaminoglycan biosynthetic process. Gene Ontology annotation, molecular function: UDP-galactosyltransferase activity. Lineage: Eukaryota; Metazoa; Chordata; Mammalia; Rodentia; Cricetidae. The record is from RefSeq and is a predicted model, not a curated record.